UUGUUCACUGUUUCACACCUAUACAUACAAACAACACAAUCUAUACAUAUACAAGCCCCUUCGUUGUUACUGCAUUGCUUAUCUGGUUUUUAACCAUUUGCCGGCGUUUUUUACCUCUCCAAUUUUGCCGGAGAAAAUCGGGCUAGGUUUCUCGUUUCUGCGUUUUGUUAAUUGAUUAAGGGCACGCUUGAUUGGCCAGAUAGGGUGAGAUGAGAUAGGGCUUUUUUAUUGGGUUUUGCAUGAUAUGUCAGAUAGGCCUUAUCUCAGUAAGCUGUUUGAUAGCCCUAAUGUAGUUUCCCUAAAAUGAGUAUAUUCAAGAACUCGCCCAAAUUGUGGUUCUCGCGCCUCUCAAUUUUACUCGUUCGCUGCGAAGGAGGCAGUGAUUUGCAGGCAAAUCCCAUCUUCACUCGGCCUAAAUUUCAACACGACAGAUUUUGAGUGUUAUGGCAUCUCAACACAAUGACGGUAGCGAGAACGAAGGAAGUCCAGAGGGUAGCAACGACUUCUAUCCGAAUAGGAACUCAAAAGCUGACAGGUCUAGACGCAUAUGGCCGGUCCGUGAAGAAGAGAUCCUAAUGGCAACGCUGAAGGAGUUGGCAGCUAAUGGAUGGAAAUCCGACAACGGCUUUCGCUCUGGUUACCUCGUACGCGCGAGGGAGGCGAUAAAGCGUGAAUUUCCAAAUACCGAUAUCCUGCCACACCCGCACAUCUACUCGAAAAUAACUACUUGGAAAAGGAAUUAUGGAUCACUAAAGAUGAUGCUAAACCACAGCGGCAUUGGCUUCAAUUCGGAUGGUACAUACCGAAUUGAAGCCGAUGAUGAGCAGUGGGCACUAUUUUGCAAGAAAGAUGGACAAGCGAAGUACAUGGGGAACAAAUCAUGGCCUCAAUAUGAAGACUGGAAUGAGGUAUUUGGUCAGGACCGUGCCGAUGGUGAACGUGGUAUAGACGUCCCUGCUGCUGCGGGUACAAUAUACGGGCACAAAAAUGAAGUUCCAGUUGAUGAGGCCAUAUCCCCCCACAUGACCUUUGCAGAGCUAUUUCCUGAUGAGCCACUCCCGGACGGGAUCCUUCCAGACAUGAUAGACGACAGCCAAUCUGUAACAGAGGGUGGAGUGCCUGGAUCUGCUGCUGGUGUUGAUGUCGGGCUAGGUUCGGGAGCCGGGGUGCGUCAAGCACCUGCGGGGGGGGGGGGGGGCUGCAUCUGGCUCUGGGUCAGGGCCAGGCCAAAAAUUUACUAAGAAGGUGAUGAAGAAGCGAAAAGUCGAAGACAAGAUGGACGGCGUGCUAACUCUCAUGGGACAGAUUCACAGCGACACAAAUGAUCGCUUGAACGAGAUUUCGAAGAGGAUAGGAUAAGAGUUCGAUCUAAGCAACAAGAGGGCUGAGGUCUUUGAGCAAUUGAAAGGUAUUCCAGACUUAUCUCUUAAGCUACAAUUCUAUGUGAGUAAGAAGCUUGUUAAAGAACCCGAGCUACUUGACCUGUUUCGGGGGUUGCCGGAAACUGCUUGUGCAGCGUUUGUGUUCGAUCUAUUAGAAACAGACAACAUGUUGCACAGCUGAUCUCGCUGACGAAAUGGUCGCUGAUGUUUUUUGGUUUUGUGGUGCAACAGUUGGUCGUUUAGUUUUGAUAAUAGUAGGGACUCUUUUGGAACCUGUUGUGUUGAUGGAUUUGUCAAACUUUGCCAACUAGUACUAUGGCCCUGUUUUUGUAUGCAUCAUGGUUAUUAGGGUGUAUACCUGAACAUGACACUUUGUUAUUCAUAAUUUUUAAUGUCAGAUUAUUUGUUUUUGGA
This is a messenger RNA of Salvia splendens (bonfire salvia), 1796 nucleotides long. RefSeq lists its product as uncharacterized. The record is from RefSeq and is a predicted model, not a curated record. The coding region runs from base 444 to 1241 and encodes 265 amino acids. NCBI's taxonomy places the organism in Eukaryota, Viridiplantae, Streptophyta, Magnoliopsida, Lamiales, Lamiaceae. The transcript has 5 exons.